Molecule: messenger RNA, 2263 nt
Organism: Schistosoma mattheei
Lineage: Eukaryota; Metazoa; Platyhelminthes; Trematoda; Strigeidida; Schistosomatidae
Source: the annotation of a GenBank genome assembly
ACUACAUAUGGCCUUCGCAGUCUUCCAAACUCAUGACCUUGGAGGACAGAUGCGGUUGCAAUGUCCUUGCGAGUCAUAUUUACAAUGCGUUAGGAUCCAUGUUUGAAGAUCAUCGUCUGAUCCAUGUUAGUCCCAGAAUAGUGAAUAAACUAGUAGAUUUCAUACGUUAUGGACCGGAGAAUAUGCAAGUUGUUUGUGAUUUUGAUCACACAUUGUCCAAAUACAUUCACAAUUCUGAGAAGGUUCCUGUUUGUCAUGAAUUGUUCAUGAAAAAUCCUAGAAUUCCUGAGAUAUCUAGAUUACGGCUCAAAGAGCUUCUGGACCUUUAUUUACCGCUUGAAACGUCUUGCGGCAUAUAUGAGUGCGAGAAGUUGUCACUCAUGAUGGAAUUUUGGAAAUUGGCCCAUAAAGCAUUGGUUGACGGGAAUGUAUCUCGAAGUGAUAUUGAUGGUUGUGUUUUGGAAGGUGGAAUAGUUCUAAGGAAUAAUGCAACUGAUUUUGUAAAUAAGUUGGCUGAACUCAGCAUACCACUAAUUGUAUUCUCUGGAGGCAUAGGAAAUGUUAUAGAAACAGUUCUGACAUCGUCAGGUGUAUCCUUGGAAAAUGUUCGUGUUGUUUCAAAUUUUAUGGACUUCAAUCCUGAAGGUCGUUUGGUUGGAUUUCAAGAUCCUGUUAUCCAUUCUCUUAAUAAAAUGUAUAAUGUAAUACAAAAUUCUGAAUAUUUUGAAACCAUUCUGUCGAAAAGAAUUUGUAUUCUACUUAUUGGUGACUCAACUAAUGAUGCUAAGAUGAUUGAUGAUGGGGAAAAGUUUUCUUAUGAACAAGUUAUAGUUAUUCGUAUAGGAUUUUUAAAUGAAAAAAAUGACGAGAAAGUGGAAUUAUUCAGUUCAUUAUACGAUCUGGUUCUUUUGAAUGACGAGACAUUUGAUAUUCCUUUGUUCAUCUUAUCAUCUAUCGUUGAUUCUACUGAACUAUGUAAACAUGAGAGCAACAAUGAGACCCCAAAUAUCUGACAAUAAUACUUUUAAAGAGAUGAGUGUUUCUGAUAAAAAUUGUAUUCUAAUUAUAAUAAAGUAUUUAAAUUCUUGUUUGGUUUUUGAGAAAAAUGUAUUAUUUGGUGAAGUAGCAGUACCAAAGCAUUCAAAUUCAUAAAAUUGAUGCUCGGCUAGUUGUUCAAGGGAAAUAUAAAGUGUUCUGCUAAUAAUUUUCCACUAAAUAAGAAAAAGACUCGUAAUUUAUUAGUUUGAUUUUUGAAUUAACGGAUGACUAAUUGAAUUUUCAGUAGUGAACACAACACAGAUUUGAGUAUAUUCUAUUUCAAGAGCCUGAAGUAAAACAAAUCGUGUACUUUCAUCAAAUAAUCUGACUAUUCACUAUGAAAUAUUUUCUUUAACUUGGAGAUAUUCGAACAAAGUUCAUCAAUAUUCAUUGUUGACCAUAGAGAAAAAUUUGACAAAUUCUACUGAAAAUCGUAAUUUCUAUACUUUAUUUUAGAAUAUUUCAACUAUGAUUUUCUAUUUCUACCCAUUUCAUACGAGAAUUCUGAUUGAUUUCUUCAAACAACACAAUGUAUAUGAAUCACUUAAUUUAUUUAACUUAUCCCUUGUACGAGACUUGGUAUGGUGUUAUUUAUAGCCACAUAAAGGCUUCUAAAUAUUUAAUUAAUAAGGUUUCGGUGUACGAUUUUUCUAGUGAACUUUCAAUGAAAUAUUUCGUCCACAUCAUAAUCUGUUUGAAAACUUGAUGAAAUUUAAAGUCAUUUUAAAGAAGCAAUGUGUGAAGACCACAUAUACACAGAUUUUUAUAAAUUCUGGUCUACUAUUUGUUUAAUAAAACUAUUUUGUUUUGUUUUCUGAUUUAUUGGAAAAUGCCAAGUUUUAAAUCAUUUAUUACCGUUGCAUCUCUUCAUUGUAAUCUGUUCAUAGACAUCUUGUAAUUGAUGAUGGCUCUUGUUAUGUUUUCAAUACCAUUCCAUAGUAUAUGCCUUUACUGAUAGUGCAGUUCAUCUCAUUGGUCGUAGAUAUUGGUAUUGUGAAAUCGUGAGCAAUCAUUUCUGACGUAUUAGUUGAAGGAUCACUUCCAAAUUAUCUUUCAUUUAUUUUCUAUUAUUUGAUGUAAUCAUUUACCGUAUGAUAUUUGUUCGUUGGUAAACGGGAAUUAUGUUCUACAUUACUGAUGUCCCGAGAAAUCGCUUAAUUCAACCGGUAGUAUGGUAUUUUAUUAUUGAAGACUAAGCGAAAUAUAUUAGUCAAGUGAUACAAUG